ACAAUUUCAAGAUGUCGGGUGGUCCAAGAAUCUCGUUCGAAACAAUUGAUUCUGCUCUUUCUUCUUUGAAAAACUGCCAGUCCUACAUCAACUCUGGAAUGGAUGUCGCUACUCAGGUUGCCCUUGACCUUGUGGAAAGUUUCAAUGAUGAAGAGGAUGUUAACAAUAUGGAAAAAGUAAUGUUAGAAUAUGCUACAAUGGACAGAGAACUUAAUCAUUAUAUAAAAGCGUUUGAAGAAACCAUAAAUCAGGUGAAACAAGAAAAACCAGAAAAUUUACCAGAUUUAGAAAACUUGGCACAAGAAAAAUUCCUUGAAAUGGAGAGCAAGAACAGUGACUCAGAUUUACAAAGGAAUGAAAAAUAUAUGUAUUUUAAGGAUCAACUUAAGGAGAUGAAAAAACAAUAUCAUGGUAAUGACACCAUUGAACAAAUUGAUGAAGAUAUAGCUGUGACUAGGAGUCAGACAAACUUUAUUUGUCCCAUUACACAGAUGACAAUGAAGAGGCCAGUGCGGAACAAAGUCUGUGGACAUAUUUAUGAAGAAGAUGCCAUUCUAGAAAUGAUCCAGACUCAAAAGCAGAAAAAGAAACAAGUCCGAUGCCCUAAAAUGGGCUGCAGCCAUGUUGAUGUAAAAGGAUCAGAUCUUGUACCAGAUGAAAUACUUAAAAGAGUGCUUGACAGUCAGAAAAAACAAAGCUGGUCAACAGUGGACACAUGAGCUGGAUAUGCUACUGCCACAAACAAAAUUUGUUAUUAGAGGUCUUGUGAGAUAAAUUGCUGAUUCUAAAUAGGUUGUAUAACUGAUUGUUAUUUGUUAAGUGUUUCAUUUAUAGGUAAAUCAUUGUUAAAUAUUUCAUUUAUAACCAAAUUUGAAGGUCUCUGCUGUAACUGAAAGCAUUUUUUGAACUCAGGAAUAUAAGGAAUUCCAGUUAAACUUGUUUGGGUUUUGUCUACCUUCCUGAAUUUCUGAAAGCUUACAUUUGGUAAAUAAAGCAUG
Ficedula albicollis (Collared flycatcher) is the source of this 998-nucleotide messenger RNA. RefSeq names its product NSE2/MMS21 homolog, SMC5-SMC6 complex SUMO ligase (gene NSMCE2). Lineage: Eukaryota; Metazoa; Chordata; Aves; Passeriformes; Muscicapidae. The transcript is spliced from 6 exons. The coding region runs from base 12 to 719 and encodes 235 amino acids. The record is from RefSeq and is a predicted model, not a curated record. Gene Ontology annotation, cellular component: nucleus; Smc5-Smc6 complex. Gene Ontology annotation, biological process: protein sumoylation; double-strand break repair via homologous recombination. Gene Ontology annotation, molecular function: zinc ion binding; SUMO ligase activity.